Lactuca saligna is the source of this 729-nucleotide messenger RNA. The record is from the annotation of a GenBank genome assembly. NCBI's taxonomy places the organism in Eukaryota, Viridiplantae, Streptophyta, Magnoliopsida, Asterales, Asteraceae.
AUGUUUCUCUUGGCGCUGUCGCCUCCCACCUCUGACCUCCGUCCAGCCCCGCCCCACUGUCCAACGCUUUCUAGUGACACCCAGCCCGCAACCCCUCCUCUCCGGCACUUUCUAGCGAGACCCAGCCAGUGGAGUCCCUCCUCUACGACAGUGAAGUUUGUGGGGAAUUUACUUAAAGGACAAACUGUUGAUGUGAUUGGAGCAGGUCGUAUUGGAUCUGCAUACGCUAGAAUGAUGCCAGUAGCGAAGAACCUAUCACAUGGAAAAGCGCAUCAUCAAUGGAUGAGAUAUGAUGUCCAAUUAAAUAAUGCCAUUCUUGUUGAAGACAAGCAUUUGUCCAUGUAUGAUGAAAUGUCAUCCCAAUUCACUAUAGAGUACAUUGCUAACGGUGCUACUCAGUAUUCAAUUAGAGUUUCCCAGAGACUUGAUGACAAUUUGACUUCUUAUAAGCUUGAUCUUACAGAAGCUCAAACUGCAGCUCGAGAAAGACAUGAGUUGUUAGAGAAUGUUAUGAAAGAUUCCAGGGAUUCUGUUGAGCUAAAAGUCAAAGAACUACAAGAUUUGGUUGUCAAAGAAGUGAAGCAGAUAGUUUCUUUUUGUACCGGGCUAAAGAAUGGAUUGAGUAUUAAUAAAUUUGGUUAUGGUUCUUCGAUAGUAAAGCCAGUUACCCAAGGUGAUUUAAAGAAUAAAGGAAAAGGUGUACAUGUUAAUCCUUCUGAGGAAGAAUAG